Polyodon spathula (Mississippi paddlefish) is the source of this 5457-nucleotide messenger RNA. Its product is annotated as soluble lamin-associated protein of 75 kDa-like. NCBI's taxonomy places the organism in Eukaryota, Metazoa, Chordata, Actinopteri, Acipenseriformes, Polyodontidae. The record is from RefSeq and is a predicted model, not a curated record. The transcript is spliced from 13 exons. The coding region runs from base 173 to 2212 and encodes 679 amino acids.
ACCAGAGAAAGCAGCACUGCUUUAACACGGAGCGAUGCACAGUGAGUAUGCGUCAGAACUGGGAAUUAUUAACAGCGGAGUACAGCAAGGUAGUGGUACACGGAGUCCGAAAUAAAUAUUAAAAUCACCAGGAAGAAACAAAACGAGAAGAGGCCCAGGACACUGCGAAGGGAUGGAAUUCCCUGUGGAUUUACUGACAGACUUCAGUCAUGAAGACCUGGAGCACUCGGCUGAGGACUACAUGUCUGACCUGCUGUACAGCGACCCCAACGACCCACAGUACUUCACUCUGCCCAGCCGAAGAAAGAUUCCCCUGAGUCUUUCCUCUGUUGGCUAUGUGCCUCUGUAUGGAGCCGAUCUGAAGCACAAAGUCUUGGCACUAUUUGCACCAGAGGACCAAUUCACAGCUGCUGCCCUGUAUUUGGCUGAGCAGUGGUGGGCUGUAGAAGAUAUCCUAAAAACCUCAGCCCCCUCUCGAAAGGGACUGGUGAAGGUGAGAUCACUGGGGGAGAGGAUAGUUCUGUAUGUACUCAAUCGCAUUGUUUACAGAGUCCAGGAAAUGAGCACAAGCCAAGUUCCUUUUCUUUGUCACAGUGAAACCGAUUUUGCUAAAAUUCUCUGGAAGGACGGAGAGGCUGUUGGAUUUUAUUCAGUCAAACCUGAAGGAAGCCUGUGCAGAAGCUUCCUCACCCAGUGCUACCAGCUCCCAGUCCUGGACUCCAUAUUCCUGAGGAAGCAGCACCGUGGCAAGGGGCAUGGCGUACAGAUUCUGGAAGAUUUCGUCGACUGCUUUACAGAGGACGCUCUGGGCUUGAGAUACCCACUCUCGCCUGCCAUGUACAGAGUGUGUGCGCAGUACCUGGACAAGUACCCAGGAGACCAGGACCUACUCUGGGAAGUUGAAGGAAUCGGAAGCUUGUUCCAGAGAUUCCGCUUAUCUAGCAGAAUCCAAGCCCAGGCACUGAAAGAAACAUACCAAGCUGUGAGAGAAGCGUCUUUGCCUCAGGCGGUAGCCGAGAAUGAACCUUUCGAAUCUGAAGAGCGCAUGGAAGCAGAAACACAGCAGAACUCUGACAAGGUAGAACCAGCAAAGGAUGAAGAACAGAUGAACAAUACAGAGAUUGUUUUAGAACAUUCUGGAAACACGCCUGUCUCAACGCGCACCAGGAGCAGUCACUACAGGCGGAAGAGAUUAAGAGAAGAGGAGGAGGAGGAGGAGGAGGCUGAAAUAAGCAUUCCACAGCCAACACCUUCAAACAGAACUCUCAGCUCUGAACCUGUGGAAGCUGCAGGAGAAACCCCCGUGAAGGUACCAGAAGAGGAAGCUGAGGAACCUCAAAGAGACCAACCUGAGGCAGAACCUGAAGAGACACUGGAGGAACCAAAGAGAGAGGAGGAGGAGGAGCUGUUGAGGGAAACCGAUCUCUUGAAGCAGCCUGACGUGGAGCCUGUCAACGGGGAGGUGAUCGAUGAGCUGACCCAGACAUCUUCAGGGGCUGAGGAGGCGGUGGAGAAAGAGCAUUCGGACAGGGCGUCGAUCGCCCAGUCUGACAACGUGGAGCAGGAGGCAGGCGCCACGGAGGCUGCAGAUGAGCCAGCGCAGGAUGACACACAAGACGAGGGGGACGUGGAUGAAGCGGGUGAAGUGGAUGUAGAAUCUCUUGAGGAGACACAACAGCAGGAAGCUGCCUCCCCAGAGGGAGACGCAGAGACGACAGCAGAGAAUGAGGGGCCUGCGGGGGACGAAGAGGCUGCCCCGGAAUCUCCUGACAACACCGCAGCAGAGCCCUGCGAGGAAACUGCGCAUGACAGAGCUGUGAACUCAGAGCAACCGCAAGAGACAACUGGGGGAGCUACUGAAACUGAGGUGGCUGAGGAAGAACCAGAGGAAAGUUACCAUGACAACAAAGCCGAACAGGUAGAACUUCAGACCCCGAUGGACUUGAGUCAGGAUACGCUGCUGCUGGUGGAACUCAAAGACGUGUCUUUCCAGCCACAGAUGGAGGAACAGGAGGACCAAGUGAAAGAGCCAGCCGAGGAGCCGGAGGAACAAACAGAGCAGGAUUCGACACCGGCUGCCAAGGAAAAGGCUGUCGAGAGCAACUCGGAUGAGACAGAGAGCGAGCCUCCCAUUGUGGACAGGAGAGUUCUGAGGAGGAAGGCUAAAGCGAGCAGGGGCCCAAGUAAGAAACGCAGCAAGACUUCCACUUAAAAACCAAAACACACUGACGGAGCAUCUGGAAAUCAGCGACUGAUAUUUUCAGAUGAGGUGUAAUUGGCAUUGGGUACAGGAUUUGGGAUUUUUUUUUUCUUUAUAUAACACUGCAAAACUGAACACUUUUUUAAACACUGAUUUUUUUAAGUAAAAAAAAGAAGAAUCACUUUCUCAAAUGUAACCAAGGAAUUUUAUAUUCACUUAAGUGCAGCAUUGUAAUUUGUACAAAUUAGUCUAUUUGAGUGCUAGAAUUGGUUGUUGUCUCCAUCCAGAGUAAGCAAGUGCUGUAGUAGUUGGCAUGGUAACCAGUAGGAUCCUGAUAUAGUUGCUUCUAAAUGGCUCUUAUGGAGAAGAUAAACAGUGUGUACUAACUGGGAUUCCACUGGCUAUGCUGGAGGGACAAGGGUUUGCUGCAUCCUCACUCCACUGUUCUCACCCUCUUCUAGAAAAAAGCUCUUCUGCUUUCAACCUCAAUUUUGUGUCAGUCGCCAUGGUACCUCCUAUAAACAGGUAUUUUACAGGAUGUUUUUAAGAAUGUUCUACUUUUGGUAGAACCAUUUGGUUUGGGAUUUUUCAGAUUUUAUUAAUAUUUUGAGGAUAAGAACUAUGAAUAUGUCAGCUCUAGUGUAUAAAAAGCUCAAAGAAUGGACAAACCUCGAAUGGUUUUGUGAUGUUGGAUUAAUUUUGUGUUUGGUGUUCAUAAAAGGCAACUAAUAAUGUAAGAAAUGUGUUAUUUCUGGCAGGCAGGAUACAUGCCGUCUUGUAUACAGUACAGUAACUUUCUAAUCGGGGUGCAGAGCUACCUGUUCUAAAACCCCGCAGCUGCAAUGUGUGCUCACACAGGCAGGUGCAUUGCAUGAUGGGUGGGCUUGUGCUGUGCUGGUGGAGCUACAGCUGGGGAUAAAUCUAGCACUGGGCAGAGUCCGGUUUGUGGCAGUAGAAAUGAGGAAAUCUAAAUCUGCAGCAAGGCUUUAUUUUGAUUAAGACUGGUCUGUUGGGAUGCUGAAUACUUUACUACAUCAGUAUUUUUACCUAGCAUUGCUUGCCUUUUCUCAUUCACCAUGACCAACCUUCAUGAAUACAUGAAAAGCAUUGGCAUAUCAGUACUGUUGUCCAACUGCAGUGAUGCUUUAUACAUACUGUGGUUUAUUUUUGUGUGUGUCAAAACAAGAAACCCUAGAAGAAUUGAAUAGGCAGCCACCCCUAGCUGUUGUAAUAUUGGAUCUUUUCAGUAAAUACCAAGAUUUACUUGGUGAUCGGAAAUUGUUUUGAUGUUUACUUGAAUUAGAAACCAGGUGUGUACAGGUGAUGUUGCAACACAGUCAGCACUGUUUGAUCAGGAGAAGGAAAAGCAUCCUGAAUAAACGGCUAUCGUUUCAUCAUUUGAAAAGACUGUAUCCCAAUUAAACAAAGUGAUGACGUAAAUAGCAUUGGGAAGAACCAUCACCCAGAGUUGGUUUCGCAUUUAAGCAGAAAUCCUGAUUAGGUGGCGCCGACUUUGUGUAAAUUCAGCUUGCUCAUACUUUGUGAAUACCUCACUGUAACACAGUUGUCAGUCUUGGAAAAAUAUACCAAUAUAUUCCUACCAGGGGUGGGCAAGUUGGCAUAUUACUGGUGAUGUUACACAAGCAAAACACAAAAGGAAAAACCCCACACAGCAUAGAAUUAUUUUGGACAAGCUACACACAACAAAAAAAUGAUUUCCAAGUAGAGCAACGAAAAGUUCAAUACUAGUGUCAUGCCUUCUUUCUAUAUAGUGAAUAAAGUUUGUUCAGAGAAAUAAAAACAUUUUUUCACUGCCAACCUUUCUCUUGGGACCACUGGUUUAGAUUCCCAAACAAACUUUAUUCACAGCAUAGAACUGAAAAGGCAUUGAAAAGAGAAAUAUUAAACGCCCACGAACUACACAUUACAAUUAUUCUACUACGUAGUUAAUUUGAAAUGAAGGCAUUCAGAAGAAGUGUGAUUUCUAUAGGUCAAGAACACAAUCAGAUUGCAGCCACCGUGCCCGUGACCUUGAUGGUCGUAUUGCUUUUUUGUGCAAAUGCACAUUCCAUGUUGCAAGACGUUUUAAACAGUCACAGUUGUACUCUGGUUUUAUACCCCAAAUAUUCUAAAGUUUAUUAGCAUUAAGUCUUUGAUAUAAAUGGAAAGGUUUCCUUGACAAUAAUGUGCAUUAGUUAUUUGAAUAGUGUUUGAUGAUAACUUUUGAACACUAAUUUGAAACAUUGUACUCUGGUAGGGAUUAAACUUUAUUUUUUUCUUGGUGAUGGCUCCUCCUCAUUGUGGUCUUUUUUAUCCAUUUAGAUUUUUCUCUAAACCUGCCUGUACCUUGCUUUGCAGUUCCUUUAUUUUGUCCAGACAAUGCUAAACUCGAUCAACUCUGACCACCCCACUUGCUCGUCGUUUAGUUGGGAAGUUGCAUUGCCACAUGGUUGGAGUGGGAUGAACCUAACAUCAGCGCGGCAGAACCACAAACCACCCAGAAUGAGUGCAAACACAAGUCAAGGAAAUGUAAACAAAACAAAACCACUGAAAUUACAUUUGAAGAUACUUUCUGUUUAACACUUUGCUGCCCUGGGUAUGCUCCCAUACCUAUUUAAUGACUAUUUUCUCAAUGUCAAAUAUAUUGGGCAGCAAAGGGUUAAUGAUACAUAGUGACAGUUUUCCUAAGAAAAACAUACAGUACAUGCAUAAGAGAAUCAGCUGCAGAGUACACUGGAAUUGAGAAUGCUGUCGAUCUGCUGUUUACACAACACGAUGCAAUUGAAAACGCAGGUAAGUUAACACUGAAACUUGAUAAGCUGUAUUCAAUUAAAAAUCUCUGCUUAAAAUAAAUCAAGAAAUGGAUAGUGUUUUGUGGGUGCAGCACUCAAGGGACCUUACUAACAUGGUUAGGUUUCCAUGUGUACAAUUGUGUGGCUUGGCUUGGCUUGGUAGUUUCACAUGUACAACAUCCAAAAACAGCUAAAAAAAAUGUACUAAUGUUUAUGACCUUUGUGAUUUGGGGUGCAAAAAAUACAAUUGAAACCAAAACAGGAAAUCGCAUGAAAUGCAGGUACGCUCAACCUGCAACGUGAAACCAGCUGCCCUUAGGGAAGUAUAAAGGCAACCAGCUUGAACGUGAUUUAACCUUAUAUAAACACUUUCAGUCAAAUGAGCAAAUGAACCAGUCCAACUUGUAAUCUUUAAAUGCCCAAACUGACACAGAUUCUCUCUCUUUAAAUAAUGUGAUAAUUACA